Molecule: messenger RNA, 3701 nt
Organism: Chlorocebus sabaeus (green monkey)
Lineage: Eukaryota; Metazoa; Chordata; Mammalia; Primates; Cercopithecidae
Gene: PAQR3
Product: progestin and adipoQ receptor family member 3
Cellular component (GO): membrane
Molecular function (GO): signaling receptor activity
Source: RefSeq, a predicted model, not a curated record
AGGCUGCGACGCCGCCGGGUCCGCCGCGGCGCUGACGGCAGUGGCGGGUGUGAGCGCAGAGCCGGGCCCUGGGCAGCGGCGGCGCGGUAGGACCUCGCGCAGCGUCCGCGGGCUCCGGGGCGGGGGCUCCAGCGGCAAAGCCCCCUCCCCGGGGAGGCGGGGCCUGGGGGAGCUCCCUAGCCAGGGAGCGGCGGCGGCCGGGAACGAUGCAUCAGAAGCUGCUGAAGAGCGCGCAUUACAUUGAGCUGGGCAGCUACCAGUACUGGCCGGUCCUGGUGCCCCGUGGCAUCCGCCUGUACACCUACGAGCAGAUCCCCGUGUCCCUCAAGGACAACCCGUACAUCACCGACGGCUACCGGGCCUACCUGCCGUCCAGGCUGUGUAUCAAAAGUUUGUUUAUUUUAUCUAAUGAGACAGUAAACAUCUGGAGUCAUUUGCUGGGUUUCUUUCUCUUCUUCACCCUGGGAAUAUAUGACAUGACAUCUGUGUUACCUUCAGCAAGUGCGUCCAGAGAAGAUUUUGUAAUUUGUUCUAUUUGUCUUUUCUGCUUCCAGGUCUGUAUGCUCUGCUCUGUGGGCUAUCAUCUUUUUUCCUGCCAUCGGUCAGAAAAAACAUGUCGAAGAUGGAUGGCAUUAGAUUAUGCAGGAAUUUCUAUUGGAAUACUGGGCUGCUACGUCUCAGGAGUAUUUUACGCAUUUUAUUGUAAUAACUACUGGCGUCAGGUAUACUUGAUCACAGUGCUUGCUAUGAUCCUGGCAGUGUUCUUUGCACAGAUUCAUCCCAAUUACCUCACGCAGCAAUGGCAAAGGCUCCGUUCUAUCAUCUUCUGUUCUGUUUCGGGGUAUGGAGUGAUUCCUACUCUUCACUGGGUUUGGCUCAAUGGAGGAAUUGGUGCUCCUAUUGUACAGGACUUUGCACCCCGUGUAAUUGUGAUGUAUAUGAUUGCUCUUCUUGCUUUCCUAUUCUACAUUUCCAAAGUCCCAGAGCGGUACUUUCCAGGACAACUAAACUACCUCGGAUCAAGCCACCAAAUAUGGCAUAUCCUUGCAGUAGUGAUGUUAUAUUGGUGGCAUCAGUCAACAGUGUAUGUCAUGCAGUACAGACAUAGCAAGCCUUGUCCUGACUAUGUUUCACAUUUGUGAAUUAGGUAUGGCCACCUGGUGAAUUCAGUUGUUAAGCAAUAUAUAAUGGGGAAUUGUAUACCCCACUAUUUCUAAAAUUCCCAUUCGUUUUCCCUUUUUCCUCUUUAAUAUGAGUAACGCUUUAUAAAAAUGGCGGAAAAAAGUAUACUUAAGGAUCUGUAGUAAUAGCUGCUUUACAAAACCCUUAAAACUACUAAUUUGCUGCUUGUACAGAAAGUGAAAAUUAGUUGGCAGUCAUAAGAAAUAUCUGAAUAACAAUGAUGAAUGGGAAACUAGUGUUGAAAUAGGAUUCAUUUUACUUAGCACCAGCUUAAUUUCCUUAGGAAGGGCUCAUCUCCAUUAGAAAAUGGAGUCAUCCUAUGUGCUUAACUAUUUUCAGUAAAUUACCAAGUUUAAGUGCCUAAUCAAGUCAAGGGUUGUUUCAGCCUAUGCUUAAUGCAAGCUAGGAUAGUGAUUUUAAAUAAUCACUAGCUUUUAAGUACAUGAUUUGUGAGAAACUGGCACUUCAGAGAUUAUAUCCUUUAGCUAUAGGUUCUCUCCCUAAGAACAUUAGAUAUUUUAGUUUUCCAGAACAAAAGCUUUAAACUUCUCCUGCAAGUUGAGAGAAGGUUUGAGAAGAGGAAAAGAACAUGUCAUUUUCUAUCAGAUAAGAAUCACAUUAGAAACUAAGUACAGGAUUAGACAAAUUAUGUGAUCAAAUAACAUAGUCAUUAGCCACCUAAACAUUUUGAUUCCAGAUAUUAAUUCCAUAUAAUAACUGAAUUCUUGUGAGUGGAUUACAGCAGGUUUUUGAUCCCAAAAUUCCAGAGCUUUCAACUCUCUGAAUUUUUAGUCCUGAAUAUCCAGUGAUGGGGGUUCCCAGCUUUAUGGGUGCUACUUUCAAGGCCAUAGAAUCUAGAUGGCCCUGUCUUGACCCUGAAAUGAACCUUAAGCCUUAGAACAAAGUCAUGCAGAUACCCCAUUUGAUAAUACACUUAUUCACCUGUGCUCUAGUCCUUGGUUUCUGCAUGUGUUAGCAUUGCAUUGAUAACUCAGAAUCUUGAUAAACACUUAAUAUUUGGACCUGAAGCAUUAAACUUUCUCUUUAUUGUAUAUACUUAAAAAAAUAGAUCUCACUGCCCUAUCAUACAUUGUAGCCCUCUUAUUCUUUGGUCUUUCAUAUGCAUUAAAUCCCUUAAAGCAGACAUUCAUAAAAACUUACAUUGUUUAUUGGAAUAUAAAAUAUUACCCAAGUUUCUUAAUGAGUUGACACGAGCUGUUUUAAAUAUUGGUGUAUUUUCAGAACAGCAAAAUUACUGAAUAUCAGAAAAAAUGUUAAUUGAUGAUGAAGCUUAUUCCCAAAAUGCCUUUUGUACAUAUGAUAUUUGGAAAGUCACUUUAAUGUGCCUCAGUUAAUACCAUCAGUGAAAUGUUGUGUUUCUUUUCCAGUGUAGUGUUUUUGGAAUAUAAAUUCCCCAUGCUAGUAUCUCAGCAAAGAGAAUUUCCCCCCAGGAGGCUCAGUAAAGGAAUACCAUGUCUUACCCAUCGUGAUGAUGGAACCCUGCUUUGAAAAUGGCUAUUCUACCUUAUAAGGUUAAAAUUUUGAUCCAUAUGUUAAGUGAUAGAAGAUUUUGGUGCAACAGUAGUAGGAUAUAUUUCUCCUAGAACAUCCCUUAUUGGCUUACAUGAUUUUAUUGCCUUUAAAUAGAUAUUUUGUCAUUUUGGCCAAACAAAAGACACUGAGUAGUUACACUUAAGUUAAAAAUGAGAGGAAAGUCAUUAUUUUAGGUGUGGAGCCAUUUUUAUUAGAAAACUUUGUCAAAAUAAAAAAAACUGAAUCAUUUCAAUUUUUGCAAUCCCUGUAUUAGUAUAUGAAUUAAUACUUGCCAUCUGAAUUAAUACAUAAAAAGAGCAUACUGUGUUUUUAAAUCAGUGUUUCUUUGAAUUUAAAGGGUGUACAGGUCUUUCUCUAGGAAACAUUGUUCCGUGUAAACAUUUCAACUUUUUAUGAAAAUGUUAAAUAUUGUAAGAAAGUUAUCCUCUCAUUUUUUCACUGCUUUGAUGUAUUUAUUAUAAAGUAGGGAAUAAUGAAUGAAUGUGGAUUGCUGUCAACUAGAAACACUUCUGUAUGUCAGUCAGCAUUUAAUGACCACCUACUGUGUGCACAGCACUACUGGUAAAAUUUUGAAGACAUUGUUAACGUUAAAAAAUAUUUUAAAGUUGUCUACAAAUCUGAGCCUUGUAAUGAUGUAUAUUUAUUUUUGUUUUUAUAGAUUAAAAUAUACUAUCCAGUUACAGUACUAAAAAAGACUGGUUUUAAUUUUACCAAUGUGUGAACUAUAAAAGCUUUUGCCUACAGAUUUUACAAGUACAUUUUAAAAUUAUCUAUGGCUGUUUUAAAUUGUCUCGCAAUUUAUAUGGUUGUGGUUAACUCAUUUAAGAAACAAUUUUAUCUUUCUAUAUUAAGCCAUUUUCAAAUAGCAAGACAGUGCUUGUCUUUUUUUGUUAUUACACUAACUGCAGUUCAGUAAGCUGCAUGACAAAAUAUGUAUUAUGUAAAUAAACCGGGUUUACUAAAUA